AUGAAUGAGGAUACCCUCGAGUUAGCACAGGCUGUAGUCAUCCCUCUAGCAAUAUUCAUACCUUUAUUUCGUGAAAUCACAGACAUUACUAAUGAUAUUAUUGAGUUAUAUAAAACUGCUCAUACCAACAAAAGAAUUUGUGGUGUACUACUUGACAGGGUCCAAGCAACUGAGGCCGCAGUAAAAAACUUGAUCCUUCGUGAAAAAGAAAAAUCCGAGUUUUUUACUGGACCAAAUAAUGUUAUUAUAAGAAAAUUAGUUUGUAUCAUGAAAAAAAUUAAAGAAUUUAUUAAAGAAAUUAGUGAGCUUAAAGGUUUGAGAAAAUAUCUUGUUAGCAAAGGGGUAGAAGAAAGAUUUAAAGAGCUUACUAAUGAAUUUGAUGGUUAUAUAUUCAAUUUAAAUUUUACAAUAACCAUUGAAUUAAGAGCGCAAAUCGAAAAAGAUAAUGAUGUCUUACGUGUUGAUCAAGAGGAAACGAAUCAGCUACUUUUUCAACUAGCGGAAAGUAUAAAUUUCAACCAAAAAAAGGUCGAUAGUGACAUCAGUUAUAUUAAAGAGGAUGUUGUGAGUGUUAAAAAAGAUGUCGCUGUAAUAAAAAAUCAAUUUAUCUUGAUGGUGAAAUGUUUUGAAGAAUUUGCUAUAAUCAAAGAACGUGCAAAGAACAUUGCUGAUGCGUCAUUAAAUAUCUUGGAUUUCACACCCACUUCAGAAACGCGUGGCAAAGUUCGAAAGUGGACGAGGAAGUCAGAUGAUUAUGAUGUUGCUUUUAAAGAAAUGGAUGAGAGCCUUUUGAAAAACCUUAAUCGUGAAGUUGGUCUGUUGAAAAUGCUUCAAGAAUCACGUGAUGUAAUCCAGUUCUUCGGUUUAGUGGAGGAUAAGCAUCAUUCAACAUUAUAUCUUGUUACUGAAUGGGCACAACACGGAAACCUACGUGAAUAUUAUAAGAAACAAAAGCUUGAUCAAUCUUCAAAAAUUCAAAUUGCGCUAGAUAUCGUUCGUGGACUUAAUUUUCUUGAGGCCUACCAAAUACUACACCAUGAUAUCCGAAGUGCAAAUAUCAUGAUCGGCACUUAUGGAAAUGCGAAAAUUGCAAACUUUGGAAUGAGUCGCGGUUUUAUUGAUACUUCGAGAAAUAUUAAAUCGACUUCUAAUACUAUUCGGUACAUGGCUCCAGAAAAGAUACGCGGUAUGCCUUAUGAUUCACGAUGUGAAGUUUUCAGUUUCGGAAUGUUACUUUGGGAAAUAGCUGAAAUGGAACUGCCAUUUUCAGAAUAUAAACAUGAAUAUGAUAUCAGGAAUAAAAUAUUGGAAGAUCCUAUACAAUUAUCUUUUAAGAAUGAUAUGCCUAUAAAAUGGAAAAAACUCGUUUUGAAAGCAACGAAUUGUAAUCCGGAUAAACGUCCUCAAUUUAAAAAAAUACUUGCGAAGCUUAAGGAUUUAAAUCAAACACCAGUCACAUCUACUGACCAAAAUGUUUCAUCCCAAAAAAAAGCAUAUAUAAAAAAUAUUAUGUCAAUUGAAGAUGCGAUAAAACAACAUAAUAAAAUGGAUGGUGAUAAAGCUAAAGCUUGGGAAUCUUUUGAAUUUUAUUCUCAACUGGGUGACGCAACAGCAAAAUAUUAUAAAGCUUAUUAUCUAUACAAAAAUUUUCUGGAGUCCCCAUGUUCUAAAGAACAAAGACUUAAUCAAGCUGCUAAACUGUUUAAAGAAGCAGCUGAUGAUGGUGAUAUAACAAUUUCUCAGUAUUAUUAUGCAGUAUGCUUAUACCAUGGUCUUGGCGUGGAAAAGGAUUUAAAAUCUGCCUAUGAAUAUUUUUGUAAAGCAGCUCAUAAAGGUGAUGCGAACUCAAUGUUUAAUAUUGGAAAUAUGUAUUAUGAAGGCGUAGGUGUUGAGAAGAAUGUUGAAGAAGGUAUUCAUUGGAUUAAAAUGGCUGCUUAUAAUGAUCUUGCUUCAGCUGUUAAGCUAUGUGAGGAAAAGAGUAUCCCACUUUGA
Dentiscutata heterogama is the source of this 1992-nucleotide messenger RNA. Lineage: Eukaryota; Fungi; Glomeromycota; Glomeromycetes; Diversisporales; Gigasporaceae. The record is from the annotation of a GenBank genome assembly.